Dermacentor andersoni is the source of this 1097-nucleotide messenger RNA. Its product is annotated as neuronal calcium sensor 2. The record is from RefSeq and is a predicted model, not a curated record. NCBI's taxonomy places the organism in Eukaryota, Metazoa, Arthropoda, Arachnida, Ixodida, Ixodidae. Gene Ontology annotation, molecular function: calcium ion binding.
GAUUGGCGCUUGCGUAAUAGCCCUCGUCGCUCGCAUAUCCUGCCCCCCUCCCUCUGCCUCGCUGUUGGUGACGUUAUCCUCUUUCCGUCGACGGGGUGUGUGAGAGCUCACGCCCAGUUCUCUGCAGACGUCAGUGGUGUUUGAACGGCUGGGUCUCUCUCGUAACUGUGUCGUGCGCGUAGUAGUACGUCUGGCCGCGUGUGUUUGUGUGUGUGUCUUCUGCCACCGUGCACCUCGUUGUUCUACCGGCCGCUUCCCAGCACCGGCAGGUUUACUAUACGGAAGGGGCCUCUCAUGAGUGACUCAGCAUGGGCUGCUCAAACACAAAGGCUGUGGAGUUGACCAACGAAGAUCUUGAGUUCCUCAAGAAGCACACAGACUAUGAUGAUGCCACGAUACGGGAUUGGUACGCAGGAUUCAAGCAAGACUGUCCGACGGGCAAGCUCUCUCGCGCCAAGUUCCUGGAGAUAUACCGCAUGUUCUUCACGACGGGCAACCCCGAGAAGUUCUGUGACCACGUAUUCCGCACAUUCGAUGCGGACAACAACGGCCACAUUGACUUCAAGGAGUUCCUGUUGGCCAUCGGAGUGACGGGCAGCCAGAGUUCGGAAGAGAGGCUCAAGUGGGCCUUUCGCAUGUACGACAUCAAUGGCGACGGCAAGAUUGACCAAGCAGAGAUGGUCAAGAUAGUCCAGGCCCUGUAUGAAAUGCUGGGGCCCGGUGCCGCCACUUCCGAUGAGGACACGCCGGAAGAGCGCACAGGAGCGGUCUUUUCCAAAAUGGACACCGAUGGCGACGGCAAGCUGACGAUGCGAGAAUUCCUCGACGGCUGCUUGCAGGAUCGGAAGCUGGCGGGGCUCCUGACCGCAAACACAUCCUUGCAGCUGAGAUAGCCCCAAACUUUCAUGGCCCGUGCUUUUGCGUUCGACCAUGUCUUUCUUUUUUUCUUCCAGCACUUCCUCCAAAUUCUUUCCCUAGAAAAGCAUCUUGUUCUAUUUUUGUUGUAAUUUAACAGCAUUUGUUUUUUGUUUGUGCCCUUUUUGUAUACAAGCAUUGUGCUACUUCGUCACGUUUGAAUAAACUGUGCCUACAUUUCA